AUAAAAGUUAAGUUAAUGUUAAAAUUUAAAAAUAAAAAACUAUUAAUAUCAGAGUGCGCCUCAUUGCUGGUCGAGAGAAAACUAUUUGAAGAAACAAAGGAUGAGUUUGGUUUAGUUUUCUUUGGUACAGAAGGAACUAAAAAUCCACUCAGCUACGAAAACGUCGAGAUUUCUAAAAGAGGGUUUUGUCGAGCUGAUUGGGAUACUGUGAAAUAUCUUAGGGAGCAUAUAGUGGGUACAGAGGUUGAGGGGGAUUGGGUGGAUGGUCUGGUGGUGGCCCUCGACUUCUUGAGAAGGGAGAGUGAGGGGAAGAAGUACACAACCCUCAAGAUUGUUUUAUUCAGUGAUCUUGGCUGUCCUGCAAACGCUGAUCAGAUGGAUGAUAUUAUCAACGGGAUUAAACUCCUCGACAAUGUAGAUCUUACCCAUAUUGGUCCGGAGUGGAAAGAUGAGGACGAGGAAGAUGAACCUAAUGGAAUGAAUGGGAACAAUGAUGAACCUAAACCUGGAACUUCGAGGGGGGAAGCAGAGAAACCCCGCUAUACGGCUAAACCUCGAACCAAAACUCAGGAGAUAAAUGAAAAUGUUAUAAACCAAAUAAUUCAUCAAACUGAGGGAACAGCCUGCUCUUUAGGUAAUAUGCAGUGAUUGAGAUUAAUGAAC
This is a messenger RNA of Eurytemora carolleeae, 663 nucleotides long. Its product is annotated as X-ray repair cross-complementing protein 5. Gene Ontology annotation, biological process: cellular response to gamma radiation; double-strand break repair via nonhomologous end joining; cellular response to X-ray. Gene Ontology annotation, molecular function: double-stranded DNA binding; telomeric repeat DNA binding. Bases 16 to 648 code for a protein of 210 amino acids. Lineage: Eukaryota; Metazoa; Arthropoda; Copepoda; Calanoida; Temoridae. The record is from RefSeq and is a predicted model, not a curated record. Gene Ontology annotation, cellular component: Ku70:Ku80 complex. The transcript is spliced from 6 exons.